AUGUCGUCGGGCGAUCCGCCGCAGUCUGACGGUCGGGGGCCCGCCGCGGCUUCGCAAGAAGUUCUCCAGGAAACAUCGGGCUCUGGCAGGAACACAGCAUCAUUCCAUCUCACACCCGGUCCACACCAAGCCAAUCUGCCAAUCACCGCCACCUUCCGCUUCAUGGACAUGGUUGUCGACAUCAGAGAAAUCAUCUACGGUCUUAUCUUCCGCGACAUGAUGCUCCGACGCGGGAGCAUUCCACCUAUCUCCAUGUCUAUCAUAUUCGCCUCGAAGGCUUGCUACGCUGAAGCGAGACCGAUUCUGCUCUCGGAGGCAACCUUUCAUGUCCGACCGACAGGGGGAGGAGAGCCAUACUUGAACGCCAGCAAUCUGCCACUAGCUCUCAAGGACUACAGCACUUUGCGCCACAUUCAAGUCAGUAUGCCUGACCAAGGUUCCAGACCUCAGUUCGUCCAUCGGCUUCUCACAUCUUUGCCCAACUUGCGGAGUGUGGACUGCCAUUUCAUAUCAUACUCAGGUCCCAGCUUUAUGCCUGAAGGGCAAUAUGGCGAACUAGGCGUGCAGAUACAAAAGGACAGAACAAUUGAUGAAGCCAAUCUGGAGCGUGUCAAGGAUGUGCUCGCGUCGACGAUCCCCCAUUGUCUAGCCCGACAGCCGCACAAGACCCCACUAGAGAAUGACCGUACGUUGUAUGAGGCGAAUCGACUGCGGGUGGAGGUCACAUUGAACACAGGGAACACGGUUGUCAAGCGAAUCGAGGACCCCGUGGACAUCGCAAUGGAGCAUUAUCCGCCAUGCGGGCCAGAACACAAGUUUGUGCUUGCCGAGACCGUCGUUGAGGAUCUUCUUGCGAGUGUAGUUGCAGAACCUUUGGAUCACUGA
Cyphellophora attinorum is the source of this 885-nucleotide messenger RNA. RefSeq lists its product as uncharacterized. The record is from RefSeq and is a predicted model, not a curated record. Bases 1 to 885 code for a protein of 294 amino acids. The transcript is spliced from 3 exons. NCBI's taxonomy places the organism in Eukaryota, Fungi, Ascomycota, Eurotiomycetes, Chaetothyriales, Cyphellophoraceae.